This is a messenger RNA of Esox lucius (northern pike), 1215 nucleotides long. RefSeq names its product polymerase (RNA) II (DNA directed) polypeptide E, b (gene polr2eb). Gene Ontology annotation, biological process: DNA-templated transcription. The record is from RefSeq and is marked provisional. Lineage: Eukaryota; Metazoa; Chordata; Actinopteri; Esociformes; Esocidae. Gene Ontology annotation, molecular function: DNA-directed RNA polymerase activity; DNA binding. Gene Ontology annotation, cellular component: RNA polymerase II, core complex; RNA polymerase I complex; RNA polymerase III complex.
GCAUAUAUUAAAGACGUAAUAACAGCAACGUGAGUUAGCGUUACCGGGAACUUUUAUCUAAGCAGAAAUUAACUUACUAUUUGUAAUAUAUCGUAUACUGCGCUGAUUGUUAAAUACAUUAAACUGACCCAAACGCUAUGGAUGACGACGAGGAAACGUAUAGGCUAUGGAAAAUACGAAAAACCAUUAUGCAGUUGUGUCAUGACCGAGGCUACCUGGUUACCCAAGAUGAGUUGGACCAAACACUGGAUGAGUUUAAAAGUCAGUUUGGGGACAAACCCAGUGAGGGUCGCCCGCGACGGACUGAUCUAACCGUGCUGGUAGCACACAACGAUGACCCCACCGACCAGAUGUUUGUUUUCUUUCCUGAGGAACCAAAAGUUGGUAUCAAGACCAUUAAGAUGUACUGCCAGCGGAUGCAGGAAGAGAACAUCACACGUGCCUGCAUUGUAGUUCAGAUGGGAAUGACACCCUCAGCUAAGCAGUCUCUAGUUGAUAUGGCCCCCAAAUACAUCCUGGAACAAUUUCUACAGCAAGAGCUUCUAAUAAACAUAACUGAGCAUGAGCUAGUUCCUGAACACAUUGUCAUGACAAAGGAGGAACUGUCUGAAUUGUUGUUACGAUAUAAACUGAAGGAGAGCCAACUGCCUAGGAUCCAACAAGGAGAUCCUGUGGCCCGGUACUUUGGGUUAAAAAGGGGCCAGGUGGUAAAAAUCAUAAGACCCAGUGAGACUGCUGGACGAUACAUCACCUACAGGCUGGUCCAGUGAAGAAUUACAUUUGGGAAUUGAGUUCAUGGUGUCUCUAUUGCAGUGUUCAAGCUGUUUCCUAACCGGCAUCUCUAUACUGUGGAUUACAAUACAAUUUCAGAUACUACUAUUUUUGUUUGCUAUGUUGCUAAACCUUCAGCAACUAUUGAGCCAGUACAAUGUUGACUUAUUAUUCCACAUUCUAGGAUUGUCUCGUUGGAAGAACCCUUUCUUCCCUUUUGUUUAGUUUUGUAAUGUAAAACAAUAAAUCUUAACAUUUGAAACUAUUCAUUUUUAUUAAAUUGUAAGAUUUCACAUCACUGUUAGAAUAAUAUAAAGGGGUUAACAAACUCAACUGGUAAAGUGGUAAGUCUUUACUUCUGGUGAGGUUAACCUUUUUUGUAUAUGUGCAUGAAAUGUACCUAAAUUAUUACAUCAUUGAAGUCCAAAUAAAAUGAAUAGGCUA